AUGGUUACGGAAGCUUGCGGAUUCUGGGCACAUUCCGCGGCAGUUGAUAUUGGAAAUGACACUAUCAAUGAUAAAGAUGGAGUUACUAUGGGCGAAGAUGGAAAGUUUAGAUAUAAAGAUGAAUGUAAUGAUGUUGUAACAAUUGAGCAAGCGGUGCAGAAUAAUGGUUACAAGGCUUACAUUCACAGGGUACAAAAGGCGACAGUGACAAAAAUUAAGCAUCACAGCAUCGACCAAAAGGGAUUUGAAAGUAUUGAAAAUAGGUCCUACAAAGACGUAAUUGUAUAUUAUCUGGGUUAUGAUUAUGGAAACUUAUUUCCUCUACUGGUUGGACUUAAGAGGAGACUAUCUGGCCAUUAUUACUAUUACAAAAAGAGUAGCUAUGAUAUGUCCUCAGUAGAGUGGAAAGAGGCAGGGAGUAAUGUAAUACAGGAACUCAGUUAUAUAUCCAAAGUCAUUAAAGAUCUUAUCCUUCUCAAGUUAGAUGCGAUAAACGGCGAGAGUUAUGGAGUUGAUGGUACGAGUAAUUCAGCCAUAAAUACAGAUGUUAAGAUAACUGUUUCUGUACAAAACAAUUAUAAACCUGGCUACGAUCAAUACACUCACGCUAUUGUAGGAAGUGGACCUAUGAGGAUACUUGGAACAAAACAUAAGGAUACAUACAAACCAUUCAAAGACUCUGCACUUGGUACUACGUAUGAGAGUGCCUCAAUUUACUAUUCCAGCCUAGAUAACCACCUCAGUGAACCCCUUAUUCUUCAGCUUGGGGAUAGUAUAUUGUACAGACUAGAUGGUGAGAAGUGGGUUAAAGAUGCUCAAAUGACCUUUGAUACUCUGGAGAAAAAUCUGAAACUUUUGAGUUGUGCACAUAUCAUAGACAUUUCCAAAAGUAUCCCAUACAAGUGCACAUCCAGUUAUUGCAAACGGGAAAUUCAAGUAGACAGGGUUCUGGAUAAAUCUCACAACUUCACCCUGUACAAACAUCAUCUUAUGGAUUCCGAACCAUUCUCAAUCUCCUCUUUUGUUAGUGAUGUUGCGCAUCAAGUUGGACUUCCACCUGUUUGGAAUAUCAAAUGCAUUUGCGUUUAUCAAUAUUCACAGACUGGGGAACCGAUCCUUAUUUGCUUUUCAUCCGGAACGCACCAAUGGUACAGGAAAUCUGGAGAGAAUGAGUGGUCUAUGGAAGACGGUCUAGUAGGCCACUCUGACCCAAAAGACAUUUCAAAUAGGCUAAAGGAAAUUUAUAAUGGCUUGAAUGAGGUGGUAGAACCAGAAUCCGGGGCUUCGGAAAGAAUUGAGGAGAAUACACCAAAAGCUGAAUCCCAAGACGAUGAAAUGCCUACCGUAGACGAGAAACCUUACCAACGCCCAAAUACUGGAGCACAUAUACCUACAGCUUCUGUAGUCAUGGGUAUAGUCGGAAUGUGCGUUGGAACCGCUAUAGUAGUCGACAUUUACAAUUACCAUCACCACCCGCACCUAAGCUUAAUAUCACGCACACUCAGGAUUACCUAA
Molecule: messenger RNA, 1515 nt
Organism: Theileria equi strain WA
Lineage: Eukaryota; Apicomplexa; Aconoidasida; Piroplasmida; Theileriidae
Exons: 1
Coding region: 1-1515 (504 amino acids)
Source: RefSeq, a predicted model, not a curated record